AUGUGGCAAGCCUUCCAAAGCCCCUGUGGGGUAGGAGGCCCUAUAGAUAGGAGGCUGGCGGGGUGGGGUAGAGCCUCUGCCCCCUUCCAGGGAGGCAGCCAAGAAGAGGGUGUCUGCCCCAUCUGCCAGGAGGGUCUGAGGGAAGCAGUGAGUACCAACUGCAAACACCUCUUCUGUCGAGUGUGCCUGGUGCAGCAUGUGGAGAAGACCUCUGAACUCCUCUUCUGUCCUGUCUGCCGGAAGCCAUGUUCUGAAGAGGUUCUAGGGGCAGGAUAUAUCUGUCAAAGACAUCAGAAGAAAGUGCACUACUUCUGUGAGGUGAACAAACUUCUUCUGUGUGAGGAAUGCAAGAAGUCCCCCAAACACAAGUCUCAUGAAGAUUUGGCCACCGAAAAAGCCAUCAAGCACUACAGGGAACGACUCAACCGCAAGAUCAGGAAAAUCAGAAAGCUUUUUGGGGGUCUUCAGCUCAAGUUUCAGAAAGAGAAGGAGACACUGCAUACUACACAGUUUCAGGCAGACCAUGACACCCACAGAGUGGAGGCAGAGCUGCAGAGCCAGCACCAAACCGGGAGACAUCUAGAUGCUCUCCCAGACCAGCUUGAGGACAUACCAAUGGAGACAUCUAGAACCCUUGACUUCUCCAGUGACACAACACAGCUCAACAGCUUGCUUACUGAUCUGGAGAGGACAGUUAAGGAUUUGAAUGCCAGCAAGUUGAAGCAUGCCAGUGACUUAUUGGAAAGGUAUGAACUGUCCCACGCUCUCACAUGUGCUUAUACCUACAAAUCCAGAGACACAAACAUUCAUGUGAACUUUAUCAAGGUCAAGGAGAUCUACCACUCCCUUAAUUUGAAUAUCUUUAUGCUACAAGAUGUGCAGUCUCCUGCCAACUCUUCCCAGCAACUUCAGGUGUGGCCUCUCCUGAACAUGGUCCCUUUCCUCAUCUCCACAGCAGAUGGACAGCUGUCAGAGCCUUCCAGUCUACCAGAAGCUUCAUACACAUUUUCUCUUUAA
Messenger RNA from Erinaceus europaeus (western European hedgehog), 1017 nucleotides. RefSeq names its product tripartite motif containing 40 (gene TRIM40). The transcript is spliced from 5 exons. The coding region runs from base 1 to 1017 and encodes 338 amino acids. Gene Ontology annotation, molecular function: zinc ion binding. Lineage: Eukaryota; Metazoa; Chordata; Mammalia; Eulipotyphla; Erinaceidae. The record is from RefSeq and is a predicted model, not a curated record.